Myripristis murdjan (pinecone soldierfish) is the source of this 843-nucleotide messenger RNA. It is a transcript of the gene msantd1, whose product is annotated as Myb/SANT-like DNA-binding domain containing 1. Gene Ontology annotation, cellular component: nuclear body. The record is from RefSeq and is a predicted model, not a curated record. The coding region runs from base 1 to 843 and encodes 280 amino acids. Gene Ontology annotation, biological process: positive regulation of DNA-templated transcription. The transcript has 3 exons. Lineage: Eukaryota; Metazoa; Chordata; Actinopteri; Holocentriformes; Holocentridae.
AUGGCUUCAGAGGACAGUUUCAACUACCUCGUGCCGGGACACAGUGAGAAACACAGGCGGGCCCGUAACUGGACUGACGGUGAAAUGAAAGCCCUUCUUUACGUGUGGGAGGAACACCACAACGAACUGAAAAUGAGCAAAAGGAACGCAAAGGUGUAUGAGAAGAUGUCCCAGAGGUUUUUCGAGCUGACUGGAGAGCAACGCUACAAAGAGGAGAUCAAGAUGAAAAUCACCAACAUGUCGUUCCAAUACAGGAGACUGAAAUGCACCAGCAGUGAGAGUGGGGAGACACCAGACUGGCCAUAUUACAAGGCCAUUGAGAAGAUCCUCUCUAAGCCACUGGAGAACGGCAGGAUGAACUCCUUUGAGUUUCAGGCCUCCACUGCAGGUCCGUCCACUUCCUCCCAGUCGGCAGAGACCCUGGUGCCCCAGACAGAAGAGGGGCUGAUCGGCUUCCUGCCAGAGUACACAGGCUCCUCAGACGAGAUGGAGAUGAAACAAGAAGUGGACUCUUUGAGCUCUGACAGUGUGCACACACUGGGCUCCAGCUCUCAUCCAGCCCCAGCCAGGAAGAAGCGGGCUUUCAUGAAGCACCUGUCGAUGAAGAGGAAGAAACUGCGGGUGAUGCAGGCCAUGCUGCAGGAACAGAGGAGGGCGAGCCGGGCUGUGGAGGAGACGUGCAGGGAGGUGCGCCGGGCCAUGCACCAGCAGAACCUCCUCCAGGUCCAGUGUCUUCAGCUCCAGGAACGUAUGAUGAACCUCCUGGAGAAGAUGAUCCAGCCUCCCUCCGCCACAUCCGCAACCUGGACUCCGAGCGGGGCGAAGGAUUCCAGCAAGGCGUGA